UUAAAAGUGUCCUACCGGUCGUAGAAAGUACUGCAGCUAAAUUGCUAAAGUCGUCUGAGGCAAAUGGACCAAUCACAGCUCGUUUUCCCGCUAGCAUAGAGCUUGCCGCAAAAACAGGAUCCUGUCGUCGCGAUAACUGACCAAUCAAAAUCGACAAAAUCUGGCCAAUGACAAAAAAGGUUUUUCAACGGUAGCCAAUCACUUAGCUUAGACAUUCUUUCGUUCUGAUUGCCGCCAGGGUACAAAUAGCUAACGUUCUCUCCUUACGGCACGAUUUGUAUUCCAAAUGGCACGUACAAAGCAGACCGCCCGUAAGUCCACUGGAGGCAAGGCCCCCAGGAAGCAGCUGGCCACCAAGGCCGCUCGCAAGAGCGCCCCGGCCACCGGAGGUGUCAAGAAGCCUCACCGUUACAGGCCCGGCACCGUGGCUCUCAGGGAGAUCCGUCGUUAUCAGAAGUCCACCGAGCUGCUCAUCCGCAAGCUGCCCUUCCAGCGCCUGGUCAGGGAGAUCGCCCAGGACUUCAAGACCGACCUGCGUUUCCAGAGCUCUGCCGUCAUGGCUCUACAGGAGGCUAGCGAGGCCUACCUGGUCGGUCUCUUCGAGGACACCAACCUGUGCGCCAUCCACGCCAAGCGUGUGACCAUCAUGCCCAAAGACAUACAGCUGGCCCGCCGCAUCCGUGGCGAGCGUGCGUAAACGCCUAGCCCGACCCUAGUGACCCCGGCCCUUUUCAGGGCCACCCACAUCCUCUGAAAGAACUAUGUUGUCCACGUUUUGCCACUGCAUGCUUUAUGAGAA
This is a messenger RNA of Branchiostoma floridae (Florida lancelet), 799 nucleotides long. RefSeq names its product histone H3. Gene Ontology annotation, cellular component: nucleosome. NCBI's taxonomy places the organism in Eukaryota, Metazoa, Chordata, Leptocardii, Amphioxiformes, Branchiostomatidae. Bases 287 to 697 code for a protein of 136 amino acids. The transcript has a single exon. The record is from RefSeq and is a predicted model, not a curated record. Gene Ontology annotation, molecular function: protein heterodimerization activity; structural constituent of chromatin; DNA binding.